AUGAUUGAUAAUGAUGAUGAUGAUGAUGAUGAUGAUGAUGAUGAUGAUGAUGAUGAACUAUCUGAAGAAGCAAAGGAGGAUGAAGCUGAGAUUGCGGAAGUCACUUUUGCAACUAAUAAGUCCCUCUUUCCUCCAUGGACACAUGAAGUAAUUCAGAAGGAACCAGUCAAUGAACUGAGCAAUCAUUGGUUGGAGCCUUCAGUAUCGUUUGAGCUGGAUAAUACUACUGACUCUCAUCUUGACUUUUCAAUCACUCCUAAGGCUUUUCUGUUUAGAUACUUUAAGAAGAUUAAGAGAGCUCCAAUUUCUGAUAAUGAAGCUAAUCAAAUGUGUAACGCUCGUUUCCUGAGAGGGGGGGGGGUCCACGACGACAAUAACCACACUCCAGCUCCUCCGGUGGCGGCAACAGCAACGUAUCAAUGGCGGUUAGUGGAUCUCGGCCUCGUCAUCGACCGAUCUUGCGGCUCCAUCGAUAGUCUCGUUUCUUUAGCUUCACAUAUGAGGAGGAGGCCGCGUAGGUGGCUACGAAUUGCCUCCCAUUACUUCCGACUUAACGAUGCUCCAUCAUCGUUCUCUGCCUCCAGCAGAAACAGAAGCGGCGGUUGA
Messenger RNA from Lactuca saligna, 606 nucleotides. The record is from the annotation of a GenBank genome assembly. Lineage: Eukaryota; Viridiplantae; Streptophyta; Magnoliopsida; Asterales; Asteraceae.